Molecule: messenger RNA, 853 nt
Organism: Protobothrops mucrosquamatus (brown spotted pit viper)
Lineage: Eukaryota; Metazoa; Chordata; Lepidosauria; Squamata; Viperidae
Product: coatomer subunit gamma-2-like
Exons: 9
Biological process (GO): intra-Golgi vesicle-mediated transport; endoplasmic reticulum to Golgi vesicle-mediated transport; intracellular protein transport
Cellular component (GO): endoplasmic reticulum-Golgi intermediate compartment; COPI vesicle coat; endoplasmic reticulum
Source: RefSeq, a predicted model, not a curated record
GCCAUGAUCAAGAAGUUCGACAAGAAAGAUGAGGAGUCCGGUAGCGGCUCGAACCCGUUCCAACAUUUGGAGAAAAGCGCGAUCCUUCAGGAGGCCCGCAUUUUCAACGAGACGCCCAUCAAUCCACGGAGAUGCCUGCACAUACUAACCAAGAUCCUUUACUUGCUGAACCAGGUCAGCAACCCCUUGGAAAAAUUCAGCUUUUCAUUCCGGGUCUUUCCGCAGCAAACCUUACGGAGAAUGUGCUACCUGACCAUCAAAGAGAUGGCCAACAUUUCCGAGGACGUGAUCAUCGUCACCAGCAGCCUAACGAAAGAUAUGACGGGGAAAGAAGACCUUUAUCGAGGCCCUGCGAUUCGCGCGCUCUGUCGGAUCACGGAUGGAACGAUGCUCCAGGCCAUCGAGAGAUACAUGAAGCAAGCCAUAGUCGACAAAGUCCCCAGCGUCUCCAGUUCCGCCUUGGUGUCAUCCUUGCAUAUGAUGAAGGUCAACUACGAUGUGGUCAAGCGGUGGAUCAAUGAAGCCCAGGAAGCUGCUUCCAGUGACAACGUCAUGGUGCAGUACCACGCUCUUGGUUUGCUCUACCACCUGAGAAAAAAUGACCGCCUCGCCGUUUCCAAGAUGCUGAACAAAUUCACCAGAUCCGGAUUGAAGUCCCAGUUUGCCUACUGCAUGCUGAUCCGAAUUGCCAGUCGUCUCCUGAAGGAGUCCGAGGAGGGGCACGACAACCCCCUCUUUGAUUUCAUCGAAAGCUGCCUGCGCAACAAGCACGAGAUGGUGAUUUACGAGGCUGCCUCGGCCAUCAUCCACCUCCCCAAUUGCACAGCCCGGGAACUGGCCCCGGCAGUCUCAG